AUGGCGUCUCUUCUUCUCCCUCCUCAGUUCGCUUGCUCCCUGCCUUAUUACUGCAUCAGGGGUCAGUUACAUUAUAAGCCCACCAUUUGGGGAAAGAAUACGACGAAGACUAAAAUGGGGUUGCUUCACCGCAAUGUGAGUUUUGUGUCAAAGAAGAGUUCUCAAGAUGUAGAGGAAGGCUCAAGUGGUGAAGACAGUGAUGCUGAAACCCCAAAGACCAAGAAAAAACCUGCAAAACGUGGAAGAAAGAAAGCCACCAUCGAUGCAUCAGAAGGGGAAACAAAAGAAGGCCAAAGUGACACUGAAGAUGCAUCCCCUGAAGAGCCUAAGAAAGUUAAAAAGAGAGGUCGGAAGAAAGCUGCUACUACUGCAUCCUCUCCGGAGGAGGCUGACAAGCCAAAAGAACCAAAAAAGAGGGGCAGAAGAAAAGUUAAGAUGGUUGAACAAUUAAGUGAUGAUGAAGGAGAAGAUCAGAGCAAAGAUUUGAUGCCGUCUAAUGAAAUAGAAGUUCACAGUUCAGCCAAUGAUCUUGAAAGUAAAGUAGAGGCAUUGUUAUCACAAGAUAUUGAAGAGGUUGACAAAUUAGUGCCUCUUGUCUGCUGCUUUGGACCAGCUAAGUACUCAUUUGUUCCUUCUGGAAGACCUGCUAAAAGGUUGGUGGAUCGUGAGAUUCAUAGUAGGAUGAAGGAUAUGUUCUGGUCUCCUGAUGAAUUUGUGAGGGCACCUGGAGGGUCGUCAUCCAAUGUUGCCCUUGCUCUAGCAGCUCUUGGAGGCCGGGUUGUGUUCAUGGGAAAAUUAGGUGAUGAUGAGUAUGGUCAGAGUAUGCUGUAUCACUUAAAUGUCAACGGAGUUCAAACUCGAGCAGUUAGUUUGGAUCCUUCAGCGCCAACUGCCAUGUCCUUAAUGAAGGUGACCAGCAGAGGUAGCUUGAACACAAGCUGCGUUAAACCAUGUGCAGAGGAUUGUUUUCUGCAAUCUGAUAUCAACCCAGAUGUUCUAAAAGAGGCUAAGAUGUUUUACUAUAAUUCGUCAGCUUUGCUAGAGCCGACUACACGGACAUCAUUGUUAAAAGCAAUCGAGGUCUCCAAGAAAUUUGGCGGGAUAACAUUCUUUGAUCUUAAUCUUCCAAUGCCACUAUGGUCAUCUAGUAAGGAAACCAAAUCACUCAUCAAGGAGGCGUGGGAAGCUGCUGAUAUCAUCGAAGUCAUGAAGCAGGAACUUGAGUUCCUCUGUGGUAUUAAACCAUCUGCGAAUUCUGACACAAAAGAUGAGAAAUCUGAAUUCGCACACUACAGCCCAGAAGUUGUUAUGAAGAUAUGGCAUGACAAUCUGAAGGUCCUCUUUGUGACCAACGGGACCUCGAAGAUACACUACUACACAGAAAAACACAAUGGCUCGGUUCGUGGGACGGAAGAUGCGCCGAUUACUCCUUUCACCAGUGAAAUGUCACAGUCAGGAGACACCAUUGCUGCAGCCCUGAUGAAUAUGCUGUCGAUCAACCCUCACCUGGUGACGGACAAGGUCUACUUGCACAAGACAGCGAAGCACGCCAUCAAAUGCGGCGUCAUCGAUCAGUGGCUGGCCGCACGGGAGCGGGGAUUCCUUCCCAGAGGGAUAGCAGAACCAAGCAGCGAGCAUGACGAAGCGAGGUUCAUCACGGAGAGGGAAUACCGUACCAUCCCCGACGCCAUGCAACCUGCGAACCCAUCGGACAGGGAGCUCACGCACGUGGAGUGA
This is a messenger RNA of Triticum turgidum subsp. durum (durum wheat), 1737 nucleotides long. The record is from the annotation of a GenBank genome assembly. NCBI's taxonomy places the organism in Eukaryota, Viridiplantae, Streptophyta, Magnoliopsida, Poales, Poaceae.